CAGAAGCCCCACCUGCUUCCCCUACAUCUUGCCGUUCAGCCGUUUAGUGACCGCUGCCCGUAUCCGGAAGGGGAGGCCCGGAAGUUGGGCCCACGAGUGAACGACAGUUCCUCUCCCCGAGCUGCUCGGGGCAUGUGCAGAGUCCCGCUGCCCUAGUCUACCUCGCCUCGGCGUCCCUUUUACCUCAGCCCCCGCGGAGGCCCCCCUCCGGACCAGCAGCAAGAGCUCCUGAGGAGGCCGCCCGUCGCCCCCGCGAUGCUGUCGCAAGUGUUCGUACUCUCCUCCAAGGGUGACCGCCUCCUCUAUAAGGAUUUCCGUGGCGAUGGGGGCUGCGAACUGGUGGACACCUUCAGCCAGAAGAUCGCUGCACUGCCUGGGGGCCAGGCGCCCGUUUUCAUGCAGGCACACAAAGGGCUGCACUUUGUCCACGUGCGACACGCCGGUCUCUACUUUGUGGCAACAGUUUUACCAAGCACUUCUCCCUUCACAGCCAUCGAGUUCCUCAACAGGCUGGUGACUCUGUUGCGAGAUUACUGCGGCUCCCUGAACGAGAAGACGGUCAGCCUGAACUUUGCUCUCAUCUAUGAAAUGCUGGAAGAGCUACUGGUAGGCUGCAGCGGGGAUUACGGCUACAUCCAGACGACAGCAGCUGACAUGCUGAAGAAUUUUAUCCAGAUGGAGCCUGUGCUCAGCCAACACUUCAGCCUUCUUGACCUCAGUACUGUGGGUCUGUUUGGAGCAGAUACACAGCAGAGCAAAGUGGUCCCCAGUUGUGCAGCUGCCCGUCCUGUCCUGUCCUUGCGGGGGGAACAGAGCUCACGGCCUGAGGUUUUCCUGGAUGUGGUAGAGCGUCUCACAGUCAUCAUUGCAGCUAAUGGAACCCCAAUGAAAACUGACAUCCAAGGGGAAAUUCGCCUCAAGAGUUUCUUUCCUGGCUGCUCUGAGAUGCGGAUUGGCCUCACUGAGGAGUUCUGUGUGGGCAAGACAGAGCUACGAGGCUAUGGCACUGCAGUGCGAGUGGACGAAUGUUCCUUCCACAGCUCCGUCAAGUUGGAUGAAUUUGAGCGCAGUCGCAUCCUCCGGGUGAACCCCAGCCAAGGGGAGCUGACCCUGAUGCAGUACCAGCUGGCUGACGACAUCCCUGCGGCCCUGCCCUUCCACCUCUUCCCCACUAUCAGUCACGACCCCUGUGGCCGGAUGCAAGUUUACCUGAAGCUUCGCUGUGACUUGUCACCAAAAAGCCACGCAGUGAACGUCCACCUCCACCUCCCUGUGCCCAAGGCUACUCUCAGCUUCUCCCAGGAGCUGAGCAGUCCUGAACAGGCAGCCACCUUGCAGCCCACCACCAAGUCCAUUGUGUGGGUCAUUCCGCGAAUCCAAGGUGGCUCCCAGCUCUCUGCCCUCUUUAAGGGUUUCCUGUUAUGUUGUACCUAUGAUUUCCUUAAUGGCGUCCAAUGCUGCGCAGUGCACAAGCAGAAGAUAUGCAUAAAGUCAGCUUUAAUUCCAUUUAUUAUAACUUUGUAUUUUCUUAAUUUAUAAAGAGCAAGGUGCCACUGCUAAUACACAGUUUUGAAAAAAAAUCUUUAAGGCUGACAUUUAUUAGCCCCGAUGGUACCGUGUUAAAGAGCCAGAACCAUUCUUCAUGUGUUAUGGCAAGUUGUUUUUUUUAAUACUGGUAAAGUAUCAGAAGAUGUAAACAGUAUAUAGUUAAUUAUUAUUAUUAAAUCUCUGUUGCCAGAAUUAGCCAGCGAUGCUGCAGAAACACUCCAGCAGCAGAGACACGCUGGUGGAACAGCUAAUACUGGUCAGGGCUGUGGGUGGGACUUGACAGCAUAGAGAAGAAGCAUGCCUGUGCUGUAUCCGAUUCUCUUUCAGACCAUAACCACCAUUGUCUGGGGCAGCUGGAGCCUCUUUGGAUGCCAGAUGCUGCGAAAUCACAAGUGGGGCAAGUGCUGUUGCACUCAGGUUCUGCUUGUGGGUUUCCCAAAGACACGCAACUGGCUAGAUGGGCCCUCUUUGGCCUGAUCCAGCAGGCUUUUCUAAUGGACAUGCCCUCCUAGGCAAUGGGAAGCUAAUCUGUGGCCCUUCAAGACUGGCCAUGCUGGCUAAGGCUGGUGGGAGGUAGAGCCCAAAAACAUCUAGAGGGCCACAGAUUAGGCAACCCAACCCCAGCAUCAGGUCUGGCCCAAUGAACACCACGCUGGAAAGACUCCUGCCUCUGUGCCAAUACACAGAUAGUCUGGUGUGCUAAAAUGAAAUGUUGGACAGGAUGCGAUCCUAGGAUGUUGCAUAGAGAACACUUGAUGAGCCCAGCACAAUUGCAAGGUUGGAUCUUCAUGGGGGAAGGGGAGGUUAGUGUGUUCAGACUGAGAGGGGGAGGACAGAGUUCAUAUCCCCCACCAGCCAUGAAACUGGUUGGAUGGCGUUAUAGCUACCUCACAGGGUCUUUGUAAGGAUAAAAUGUAAUGGGAGAACCAUUGAUUGAUUGAUCUGGCAAGAUUCAUAACUGUCAACAAAACCUCUUUAAGUGGCUUACACAAAACAGUAUAUUAAAAAUAUAGAUAGAACACAAAUUGUCAAAAUAUAAUCAGUUUUAAAACAAAUAUACAUAAUACAGUUACAAGUCUGGGUAGGCUUGCCUAAAAUAGUACAGUGAAGGUGCCUGCCUAAUAUCAAUGGGCAGGGAAUUCCAAAGUGCCCAUGCUGCCACGCUGAAGGGUCCUUUCCUUGCAAGUGUAGAAUGAACAUGUGGCACCUGGAAGUUUCCAGUUCUGCACAAAUGGGGUAAGGCGAUCCUUCAGCUAAACUGGCCUCAAGCUAUUGAGAGUUUUAUAUACCAACACUACACUGAGCUUGGCCCAGUAACAAAUUGGCAGUCAUAGAAUCAGAGAGUUGGAAGGGGCCUCUAAGGCCAUAGAGUCCAACCCCCUGCUCAAUGCGGGAAUCCCACUCAAAGCAUCCCUGACGGGUGGCUGUCCAGUUGCCUCUUGAAUGCCUUCAGUGUUGAGAGCCCACCACCUCCCUAGAUCAUUAGUUCCGUUGUCAUACUGCUCUAGCAGUUAGGAAGUCACUGCAGAUCUCUGAACAUUGAGCAGAGGUGUGCUUCACCAUUCCGCUGCACUAACUGCAGUUUCCAGACUGAGAGCAAGGGGAGUGCAGAGAGCAUUGCAACAACCUAACUAGGUCACCAGGCAAAACUUCAUGGCCUUCCCUGCAAGUAUGCAAAGGGUGUCGUUUGCCUAACAGAAGAGCACAAAAUCCAGCUUUUCUUGGUUCAGAAUUCUGACUUGUUCCUCACAGCGUAGGAUGCCCUUCAGCUGUCCAUUGUGCAGCAUCCACCAAACGUUACUGGCCUGGCCUAGCCAUCCUUACCGAUCCAGCCGCCUGCUCGGGCCGCCACUGUCCUCCUGUUGCUGCUCCUGGCGGCUAUGAAGGGCUUCACGAGGCUGCUGAGCUGCCAGCUGUGGUUGACUACCAAGAGCAGGAAAGAACAGUGCAUAAAGCCCCGCAGUGGGACAAGGCAAUGAGUCUCCUGCCCACUCACACUAAUCGCAUCUCACCUCUCCAUGAACUCCGAUUCAGAGCCUGAAUCCAGCAGGAGUGCAGUCAAAUGGGGCUUCCCCCUCAGCAGGGGGGUCUGUAAAUGGCUGCUGGGAGUGAGGCUGGCAUUGCUGCCCUCCUCAGAGGACUCUGAGAAGGCAGACCAAACAUUGUGGUUUCCACCGCCACCUGUAAUAGCACCACCACCACUUCGCAUGCGGGGGCCCAGUAUUUCCUGCUAGCAGCAAGCCCCAUUCACCACCCCAUUGCCCUGCCACCCUCAGUUCUGCUGGUGCUGCUCCUCCCACCAUCCACGUGCCACCUCCUCUUGGCAGCUGAUCCAGGUCUUCGCUUGGCAGAUGAAUCCAGCUGGGGAGCUGCAUCCUGCUGGGGGCUCAGGGAGCACUGAUACACCAGCAAUGAGGCCCAACACGGCUCCUCUCUGUGCCUGGAGGAAAGGUGAGCCUGGCAAGUCGUCUUCAGAUAGGACAAGCUGCGAGGGAGGGAAUGCAUUACAUCAAAAAGCCGAGAAAGGGGGGGCAAAAGGGCCUCCCAACCACCACACACACACCCGCUCCUUCCUACUGAGUCACUCACAACAAGGCUUUGUCAGGACGCAGCAGCCGUGGGGAAAAUUCACUCACCAGCUCCCAGAAGGGCAAGUUGACAAGGCCCAAUUUGGAGCCGGGGGAUGCUGACUCCUGGAAGGCAAACUUUAUUCCAUCCCAGGGAUAGAGAAAAGAAGGGGUGUGUGGCAAGGGGAGUGUUCCCUAGUGGCCUAUGAACUGCCCGUCCAUCUCAUCUGGAACUGGGCAAGGACUGUAGUUCAGUGGGAGAACAUCCGCUUUGCACACAGGUCCCAGGCCUCUCUUGGAAAGGCUGGGAAAGACUCCCUCUGCCUGAAACCCUGCAGAGAUGCUGCCAGUCAGUGCUGAGCUACAUGGACAUAUGGCCCAUCCUGGUUUCAGGCAGCUUCCUACAUUCCUCACCAUUUCAUUGGGUUAACUGGCCUCCUCCCAAGAGGCAUUUCCUCCCCAGGUCCUGCCCUUCUCCCACUGCCUUCCACCCACAUACAUUACAGGAGAAGCAGUGCCCUCACUUGUGCAGGGCAAUGAGGGCUGGGCGGUUCUGCAGCUGGUGCAGCCCAAACAGCAGAGA
Molecule: messenger RNA, 4698 nt
Organism: Rhineura floridana
Lineage: Eukaryota; Metazoa; Chordata; Lepidosauria; Squamata; Rhineuridae
Gene: AP4M1
Product: adaptor related protein complex 4 subunit mu 1
Exons: 15
Coding region: 256-1539 (427 amino acids)
Biological process (GO): protein targeting; Golgi to lysosome transport
Cellular component (GO): cytoplasmic vesicle; trans-Golgi network; clathrin adaptor complex
Source: RefSeq, a predicted model, not a curated record